AUGAGAAUGACUCUAAAAUCAAAUAGUAAAAAUGACAAUGACUUUUGGACACAAUUAAUUUCUUAUGUAAAUGAAGAUGUGGAUAUUUCGGCGGAUGAAAUAAAUAAUUCGGAACAUUUCUUAGCGAAAUUUUUAAAAAAAGCUGAAGAUGAUCGAAAAUUACUUGAUCAACAGUUUUUUCCCGGUAAUUCAGUAUCAGUGAUAAAUCAAUUAAAAACAACAGUUAAACAAGCAAAUAUAUUAUUGAAACAACAUGGACAGUUACAAACUGAAGAACGAAAAUUAUCGAUUGAAAUAAAAACGCAUGAAGAUUUAACUGAGACUCUUGCACAAGAUUUUCGUAUAAACAUGAAACGAUUGAAUGAAAUGAAAAAAACUGUUUAUUAUAUGAAAUGUUUAGAACAAUUUCAAAGACAAAGUGAAAAUUUAAAACGAUUAUUAGAAAAAAAUCAAAUGUAUGAAUGCAUUGGUGUCUAUGAAAACUUAAUUAAUUUAACUGAAAUUAUCAAAGAUACAUCGAGUGAACAUUUACGUAAUUAUAGUGAAAAUUUAACAGCGUACUGGUAUGAACAGUUAAAAGUAAAGUUAAGCGUACGUAUGGAAGAACUACUGAAAUCUAUUCAAUAUCCUUACAUUAAUAGAACAUCAGCAUCAAUUCUUAACGAUUUAUUCACUAGUUAUUAUGAAGAAUUUAAACAAUGUUUUCACUUGAUAUUACGCAUACGAUUACCGACAAAUUCUAAACAUACAGAUACAAAGUCAAAAUUACGUUUUCCCGGUUGGAAACCAUUGCCAUUGUUUAUUCUAUUUUUAAUACAACCAUUGAAAAAACGUUUUCUAUUUCAUUUUUAUGGUGAUAAGAAAACAAACAACAUGGCAAAAAUUACGAGUUGGAUAAUCGAACAUAAUUAUUUUCUUAGUGUAAAAAUUCAACCAAUUUUAGUUGAAUUUCAAUAUUCACAUAUCAAUGCAAAAAUAGAAUUUAUACGUGGUCUACUAGAACUUGUUGUAGCUAAAAUUGACAGUGAAAUGACAUUUGUUUUGACAAAUACGACUACUUUUAAACAUUAUGUGCAAGAAAUAUUGAUAUUUUCACAACGUUUAUACGAUACAGAUUGUGAUUAUCCUAAAGACUUACCAAGUUGUAUGAAUUUAUUAUGUGAUGAAGUUAUUUUUGAAAAAUGGUAUCAAUUGGAACAAGACACUGCCAAAGUUAGACUACGAGAGAUUUUUCAAUCAUCGACAGCAUUCACGUCUGUUUACGAUAAAAUAUUAGAAAAAACAAAUGAUGAUUUAAAAAUUCCAGAAUGUGCUGAAACAUUUUUAACUUUACUUCAUGCAAUGGAAGGUAUUUACUUAAAAUAG
Messenger RNA from Didymodactylos carnosus, 1365 nucleotides. The record is from the annotation of a GenBank genome assembly. NCBI's taxonomy places the organism in Eukaryota, Metazoa, Rotifera, Eurotatoria, Philodinida, Philodinidae.